AUGCAAUCUAGAUUAGAAAGAUUAACCACUUUACAAACCGUCGCCGGUAACGAAUUAAGAAGAACUUCUAUCAUCGGUACCAUUGGUCCAAAGACCAAUGACCCAGAAGUCUUAGUCAACUUAAGAAAGGCUGGUUUAAACAUCGUUAGAAUGAACUUCUCUCACGGUUCUUACGAAUACCACCAAUCUGUCAUUGACAACGCCAGAAAGUCUGAAGAAUUAUACCCAGGUAGACCAUUAGCUAUUGCUUUAGACACCAAGGGUCCAGAAAUCAGAACUGGUACCACCAUUAACGAAGUUGACUACCCAAUCCCACCAAACCACGAAAUGAUCUUCUCUACUGAUGACAAAUACGCUAAGGCUUGUGAUGACAAGGUCAUGUACGUUGAUUACAAGAACAUCACCAAGGUUAUCUCCAAGGGUAGAGUUAUCUACGUUGAUGACGGUGUUUUAUCUUUCGAAGUCUUAGAAGUCGUUGAUGACAACACCUUAAAGGUUAAGUCCUUAAACGCUGGUAAGAUCUGUUCCCACAAGGGUGUUAACUUACCAGGUACCGAUGUCGAUUUACCAGCUUUAUCCGAAAAGGACAAGGCUGAUUUAAGAUUCGGUGUCAAGAAUGGUGUCCACAUGGUCUUCGCUUCUUUCAUCAGAACCGCUCAAGAUGUUUUAACCAUCAGAGAAGUCUUAGGUGAAGACGGUAAGGACGUCAAGAUCAUCGUUAAGAUUGAAAACCAACAAGGUGUUAACAACUUCGAUGAAAUCUUAGCUGUCACUGACGGUGUUAUGGUUGCUAGAGGUGAUUUAGGUAUUGAAAUUUUAGCUCCAGAAGUCUUAGCUGUCCAAAAGAAAUUGAUUGCCAAGUGUAACUUAGCCGGUAAGCCAGUUAUCUGUGCCACCCAAAUGUUAGAAUCUAUGACUUACAACCCAAGACCAACCAGAGCUGAAGUUUCCGAUGUUGGUAACGCUAUCUUAGAUGGUGCUGACUGUGUUAUGUUAUCUGGUGAAACUGCCAAGGGUAACUACCCAAUCAACGCUGUUGAAACCAUGGCUGCUACCGCUGUCAUUGCUGAACAAGCCAUUGCUUACUUACCACAAUACGAUGACAUUAGAAACUGUACUCCAAAGCCAACUUCUACCACUGAAACUGUUGCUGCUUCUGCUGUCGCCGCUGUUUUCGAACAAGAUGCUAAGGCUAUCAUUGUCUUAUCUACUUCCGGUAACACUCCAAGAUUAUUAUCUAAGUACAGACCAAACUGUCCAAUCAUCUUAGUUACCAGAAACCCAAGAGCUGCUAGAUUCUCUCACUUAUACAGAGGUGUCUUCCCAUUCGUCUACGAAAAGGAAGCUGUUGCUGACUGGACCGAAGAUGUUGAAGCUAGAAUCAACUUCGGUAUUGAAAGAGCCAUUGAAUUCGGUAUCUUAAAGAAGGGUGACACUUACGUUUCUGUUCAAGGUUUCAAGGCUGGUGAAGGUCACUCCAACACUUUACAAGUCUCUACUGUUUAA
Molecule: messenger RNA, 1506 nt
Organism: Kazachstania africana CBS 2517
Lineage: Eukaryota; Fungi; Ascomycota; Saccharomycetes; Saccharomycetales; Saccharomycetaceae
Gene: CDC19
Product: pyruvate kinase CDC19
Exons: 1
Coding region: 1-1506 (501 amino acids)
Biological process (GO): glycolytic process
Cellular component (GO): cytoplasm
Molecular function (GO): magnesium ion binding; potassium ion binding; pyruvate kinase activity
Source: RefSeq, a predicted model, not a curated record